UAAUCAGUAUCGAAUCGAUCCCCUUCGGUGGAAGGUGAUUAUUUAACGUUGAUCGUUUCUGCUUUGCAUUGUCGCGCGGCGACCUGUUUUUCACAAGCGUCCCCGAGAAUCCCAUCGCGAGAGCUAUGUCGGAGGCAUAUUUAGACGAGUACGAGCACUUCAACUACGAUUACGACAAGCACAUCUUCACCGCGCACGGCGGUAAGCAGAGGAGCAAACGCGAGGCUGUCACGCAUACCAAUCAUUUCGACCCGAGCGGCCAUUCCAGAAAGAUCCUCACCAAGCUGAUGAAUACCGAGCACAACAAACGGCAGACCGGCAAGACCAAGGUCUAAUCUGCGAAG
This is a messenger RNA of Formica exsecta, 344 nucleotides long. RefSeq names its product nuclear protein 1. Gene Ontology annotation, cellular component: nucleus. Bases 126 to 335 code for a protein of 69 amino acids. Gene Ontology annotation, biological process: negative regulation of cell cycle; regulation of transcription by RNA polymerase II; negative regulation of cell population proliferation. The transcript has a single exon. Lineage: Eukaryota; Metazoa; Arthropoda; Insecta; Hymenoptera; Formicidae. The record is from RefSeq and is a predicted model, not a curated record.